AUGGAUGCGGUGUCACCCAGGGGUGACGUCCCAUCCGUGGUGGCCACCGCGUCACCGCCUGUCCCACAGGUGCGAGUGAGGGUCAUCGAGGGCCACCAGCUCCAGGGCAAUGACAUCAAGCCGGUGGUGACAGUUCUCAUCGGCCAGAAGCACUUCAGGACCAGGAUCCAGACAGGGAACAACCCCUACUACAACGAGGUGUUUUGGCAAAAUUUCCGCCGGACGCCCGCCCGGCUGGCAGCCGAGCUCAUUGUCUUCCAGGUGCUAGACUCCCGGGCCAGCCGUGCCAAAGCCAUCAUCGGCGUCUUUCAGCUGGACAUCGGCACCAUCUACCACGCACCGGGACGCAGCUUGAGCUGGAAGUGGCUGAGCCUGCAGCACCCCCAGCACCCCGAAACCGGCUCCCGCGGGUACCUGCGCGUCAGCCUGGCUGUGCUCCGUGCCGGUGAGACGGCACCGGAGGAGAAGGCACCGGCGGGGGACGAGGACGUGGAAGCCAACCUGCUGCGGCCAUCGCCGUGUGUCGCCACACUGCAACUACGUGUCUACCGCGCCGAGGACCUGCCGCAGGCAGAGCCACCUCGGUUACCGGUCGGCGGCAAGAGGGGCUUCGUAGCGGCGGCAGUGAGGGUGCGAUUUGCCGGCAGGACGCUCUGCACCCAGGUGAUGCCCCCCGAUGCCAACCCGGAGUGGAACGAGGUUUUCUUCUUUCCCUUGCGGCUGCCCCCCAUCUGCGAUGAGAUUCAGCUGGCCAUCCUCAGCGGGUCCCGCAGCAGCAAAGUCCUGGGCACCGCCACCCUCCGCCUCUCCCAAAUCUCCUCUGCUGGUGCUGAGCUGGAGGAGGGGACCCCCGGGUUCUUACCCUGCUUCGGACCCAGUUUCCUCCCCUUCUACGGUCCCCGCUCGGAUCCUGCCAGGACACCCAGCACCCGUCACUUGCCCCGAUGUCGCCGCUUCGGGCUCUGCGGCAUCUUUUAUUCGGCCACCAUGGUGCCACCCGGCCCCGAGCUCCUGCGCUUCGAGCUCAGCCUGGGCCACUACGGGGACACCAGCGAUGUCACCUGCAAGCCCACGGCUUCCGUCACCCCGUACUGUUGUCCCCUCUUUGACGGUGAGUGGGAUGUUGGGACGGGGACACAGCAGGCGCUGGCGCGGCUGGAGGAGCAGCCGACCCCCACGGCGCUGGACGCCCACCUGCGCACCGCGCGGCUGCACCUGCUGCGGCACAUGGUGGCAACCGCGGCCGAGCCACCGCGGGCCGGCUGGGACACCCUGCUGGACACAGCCCAGGGCUGGCUGAGGAGGGUGACAGCGCUGGCCGUGGAGCCGCAGGCCGGUGUCCCCGAUGUGCUGCUGUGGCUGCUGCAGGGGGACAGACGCGUGGCCUGUGCCCGUGUCCCCGUGCCCGACAUCAUGUUCUCGCCGAGCGGCCCCGGCGCCUGCGGGAGGUUCUGCGGCCGCAUCCAGACUCUCUUCCUGGUGGGCUCCGGUGACAUCCAUGCCCAGCUCCGGCUCCGGCUCUGGCUGGGACGUGUGGCCAACAGUGAUGACCUGUCCCGGCACCUCGAGGGGACCUUGCACAUCUACGCCGAGACGCACAGCCCCGAGGCAGCGGGGACCGAGGCCUGGGAAUACGGGUCCCUCUGGGGCUCCCGCUUCCACCUGCAGCCGCGGCUGGGUGACGUGUGCCGGCGGCGCUGCUGGCACCGCGGCAUGGUGCCGAACCAGCCCGGGGCCAGGGCGGCCCUGUUCCUGCUGGAGGGGACCCCGAGCAAAGAGGACGUGGCCGAGGACGACGAGACGCCUGCGGCCGAGUGUCCAGCGCGGGGCUCAUCCCGGACCAGCCCCAAGCAGCCCAUGCCCCUCAUCCUCUGCACCUUCCAGCGACCCAACUUCUUCCAGCUGCGCUGCUACAUCUUCCAGGCGCUGGAACUGACACCCCGUGCCACCAAAGCCACCGCAGACCCCGUCGCCCACGUCUCCUUCGUGCACGUCAGCCAGAGCACCCGGGUGCUGCCCGGCACCCUGGACCCGCUCUGGGACCAGACGCUGCUUUUCCAGCGGGUGCUGCUGUACGGGGACCCCCAGGGGGUCCAGGACGAGCCCCCCAUGGUGGUGGUGGAGGUUUUUGACCAGGAUGGAGGGGGUGCUGGUGCUUUCCUGGGAAGGAGCGUGUGCGCCCCACAAGUUUGGCUGGACGUGGGGCAGCGGAAGCCCCCCCGGCUGCAGCGGUACCCACUGCGGGGGUCCGGGGAGUCGGAUGGGGAGCUGCUGGCGGCCUUUGAGCUGCUGCAUGACACCCAGGAUGGGGCCCUGGCACAAGUGACCCCCCCGCCGUGGAGGGAGGGGGUUUUCAGUGUCCCCCAGGGCAUCCGGCCGCUCCUGCGGCUGGUGGCACUGGAGGUGCUGGCGUGGGGGCUGCGGGGGCUGCAGGGCGGCGUGCGGGCACCCAGCCUGGAGCUGCAGUGCGGGGGGCAGACCCUGCGGACCCCUCCCAUCCUCAACCUGCCCACCAACCCCAACUUCCCCAUCAACGCCUUCCUGCUGCCGCUGAAUUUACCAGCGGAGGAGGAAUAUGUGCCCCCCAUCUGGCUGCGGGUGCUGGACACACGGGAGUUUGGGUACCGGCCCAUGGUGGGACAGGCCUGCGUGCGGGGGCUGGGCCGAUAUUACUGGCCACCCCCCGGGCAGGGAAAGCCUCCCCCUGGCCCUGCAACCCCCUCAUCUGGCUCUGGUAAUGGCUCUGCCCAGCCCUGGUACCUGCUGCCCAUCCCUGAUACGUCAGAUGCUGCCCAGGAUCGCUGCCGAGGGGGCUGGGGACAAGGUGGGCACAGCAACAGCGUCACUGGGGUCACCAGGAGCCACCUGUCCCCACCUCACCCUGCUCCCCACCAGGCUGCAGAAGAGGAGAAAGAGGAAGAUGAGGAUGAAGACGACUGGUGGAGCAAAUUCUAUGCAGCCAUGGGGGACAAGGCGAAGAGGAGGACAGGCAGGGACAGACUGAAGAUCUACAGCUGCGAGCUGGAGGCGCUGCCCGAAUUCGAGGGGCUGCAGGAUUUCUGCCAGACCUUCCCCCUCUACGGGCCGGGGGGUCACCCCGCGGGGGGGGACGACCCCGUGGGUGAGUUCAAGGGGCUUUUCCACAUCUACCCCCUGCCCGAGGACCCCGCCGUGUCCCCCCCGCCCCGACAUUUCCAGCAGCUGCCCCCCAGCCAACCCCAAAAGUGCCUGGUGAGGGUCUACGUGGUCCGGGCCUUCGACCUGCCCCCCAAGGACAGAAACAGGCUGUGUGACCCCUACGUGCGCGUCUCAUUGGGGAAGAAGAAGCUGGGCCAGCGAGACCAGUACGUGCCCAACACGUUGGAGCCCGUUUUUGGCAGGCUGUUUGAGGUGACAGGGACCAUCCCGCUGGAGAAGGACCUGCGGGUGACACUGCUGGACUAUGAUGUGGUGCCACCGGACCAGGAGAUUGGCACCACCACCAUCGACCUGGAGAACCGCCUGCUGUCCCGCUACCGCGCCAACUGCGGGCUGGCGGCUCGCUACCGCACCACCGGCCCCGGGUGCUGGAGGGACCAACUCCCCCCCAGCCGCAUCCUGGAGCAUUUCGCCCACACCCGGGGGCUCCCGGCACCCGAGUUCAGCGCCGAGGGCACCACUGUCACCUUUGGGGACCAAACCAUCCUGCUCAGCCAGUUUGAGAGCGCACCCCCCGUGCACCAGCACCAAGGGCCCCCCCGUGAGCGCCUGGCCCUGCACGUUCUCCGCCGUUGUCACCUUGUCCCCGAGCACCUGGAGACCCGCACCCUCUACAACAGCACCCAGCCUCAGAUGGAACAGGGCAAGGUGCAGAUGUGGGUCGAUGUCUUCCCCACCACCCUGGGGAGCCCCGGCCCCCCUGUCGACAUCACCCCCCCCAAACCCCAGAGGUACGAGCUGCGCUGCGUGGUCUGGAACACGCGGGACAUCGACAUGGGGGACGUCAACCUGAUCGGGCAGCAGAUGAGCGACAUCUACGUCAUGGGAUGGCUGGACGGGCUGGAGGAGCAGCGGCAGAGGACAGACAUCCAUUACCGCUCGCUGCAGGGGGACGGGGCCUUCAACUGGCGUUUCGUCUUCUCCUUCCAGUGCCUGGCAGCCGAGGAGCUCUGCAUCCUGCCCCACAAGGAGCAUUUCUGGAGCCUGGACCCCACGGUGCGAAAGGUGCCCCCCAAGCUCAUCCUCCAAGUGUGGGACAAUGACAAGUUUUCAGCUGAUGAAUUUUUGGGCGUCCUGGAGCUGGAGCUCUCCCGGCUGCCGCAGCCGGCCCGGCAACCCCAGAACUGCACCCCAAAUCCGCAGGGGACCCCCCAAAGCCCCUGGCCCUGGCGGGGGACACGGGUCCCGUCUCAUUUCUCCCUUUUCCGGCAAAAACGGGCCAGGGGGUGGUGGCCGUGCACGGUGCAGGACGGCAACAAGCAGCGCCUCUCGGGCAAGCUGGAGCUGAGCCUGGAGCUGCUGACGGCAAGGGAGGCGGAAGAGCGGCCGGCGGGGAGAGGCCGCGAUGAACCCAACAUGUACCCCAAGCUCCAGCCGCCCAUGCGGCCAGAGUGGUCGUUCCUGUGGCUGCAGGCGCCGCUGCGCACCCUUCGCUACGGGCUCUGGCGGCAGCACCGCGGGCGCAUCAGCCUGGUGCUGGCGCUGCUGCUGCUCCUGGUGCUGCUCCUCACCUUCAUCUACUCCACGCCGGUGAGCGCUGGGGGGGCACGGGCACCCCCAAAUCCCUCAUCGGCACCUGUGAGUCCCCCCGAGCCUCCCUCUGUGCCUCCUCACAGGGAUAUUUGGCCAUGA
This is a messenger RNA of Columba livia (rock pigeon), 4830 nucleotides long. It is a transcript of the gene FER1L5, whose product is annotated as fer-1 like family member 5. NCBI's taxonomy places the organism in Eukaryota, Metazoa, Chordata, Aves, Columbiformes, Columbidae. The transcript has 38 exons. The record is from RefSeq and is a predicted model, not a curated record. Gene Ontology annotation, cellular component: cytoplasmic vesicle; T-tubule; membrane. Gene Ontology annotation, biological process: monocyte activation involved in immune response; macrophage activation involved in immune response; negative regulation of phagocytosis. The coding region runs from base 1 to 4830 and encodes 1609 amino acids.